This is a messenger RNA of Alligator sinensis (Chinese alligator), 3499 nucleotides long. It is a transcript of the gene DNAAF1, whose product is annotated as dynein axonemal assembly factor 1. Gene Ontology annotation, molecular function: protein binding; dynein complex binding. Gene Ontology annotation, cellular component: axoneme. Bases 583 to 2670 code for a protein of 695 amino acids. Gene Ontology annotation, biological process: cilium assembly. The transcript is spliced from 13 exons. NCBI's taxonomy places the organism in Eukaryota, Metazoa, Chordata, Crocodylia, Alligatoridae. The record is from RefSeq and is a predicted model, not a curated record.
CCAGCUGCCCGGUCGCCAUGGAGACGGGAGGAGCGGUUGGAGCGGUUGAGCGGCGCGGGGCGGCCCGGGUCCCAGGUGAACUCCUCCGGCCUAGAUGCGCUGCUGGGUGCGGUAGGUUCCGCACUGCGGCGGGCAGCGGCCGGGCAGGGGGGGUCGCGGUGAGCCUCCCAGACUCACUGAAGCAGGGCGCAUGCGCUCGCGGGCGCCCCCGAUCCAGGCCUGCUCCCCUGUGGCUGUAGGGGGCGGGGAUUGGGGUCCUCGCGGCUUCUCCAUUAUCUCGUUGAGGGGCAAGGGGGAGGGUUGCUACAGGUUACAUAGAGUGCGCCUCUGCGCGGAGAACUAGGGUAGUUCACACGUGCGAAGUCUUUUUCACGGGAUAAAAGGGACCCCGCUAGCUCCAAAGCUCGUGCUUGAAAGUGUAGAGCUGCUGUGGUUGUGGGGGGUUUCUGUCCAGGUCUGGUUUGAUGAGCAUCAGGGUCGGCAGGCAGCUCAUUCUUGCCGUGAGCCUGAGGGCUGGGACUGCAGAGUCCUACAGCAAGGCCUCACAGACCCUGUUUUUCAGACACCCAAAACCUUUCCUGGAUGAUACUGAGACUGGCAGUUCACCGUCUAAAGGCAGGCACACAUUAUAGACAAGUGGUUGAAGUACCAUUACAGUCAGAAUCUGUAGAACAAAGGCCUAAAGAGGGGAUCAGAGAUGGUGACGUUGAAUAUAGAAAAAAAGACAACAUUACAAAUGAUUACAGCAGUGGAGACAGCUUGAUAGAAGUGAAAACAGACAUUCAGCCUGAAAAGAAAACUGUGAUCUCUGUAUCUGAAACAAAUGAACAAAAUGAGCAGCAAUUAAGUGGUGAUCAUAAACCAGUGGUUGAUCUAUCCAUGCAAAAGGUAGAAGAAACAAAAGAUUGCUCAAGAAUGACAAAAAAGGCUUUGAGAGACAUCUGCAAACAGCAAAAAUUGUACUUGACCCCGUCCUUGAAUGAUACACUAUAUUUACAUUAUAAAGGAUUUGACCGUCUUGAGAAUCUUGAAGAGUACACAGGAUUGAAGUGUCUAUGGCUGGAGUGCAACGGCUUAACAAAAAUUGAGAAUCUGGAGGCUCAGGCAGAGUUGCGCUGCUUAUACUUGCAACUCAACUUAAUUAGUAAGAUUGAAAAUCUUGAACCACUACAAAAGCUGGAUUCUCUCAACAUCAGUAACAAUUAUGUCAAGACCAUUGAAAAUCUCUCUUGUCUGAGAGUGUUGCAUACUCUUCAGAUUGCUCACAAUAGGUUACAAACUGUGGAAGAUAUACAGCAUUUACAGGAGUGUCCAAGUGUAUGUGUUCUUGACCUUUCCCACAACAAACUAGAUGAUCCACAAAUUAUAGAUGUUUUGGAGACCAUGCCUGAUCUGUGUGUGCUGAAUUUGAUGGGAAAUGAAGUGAGAAAGAAAAUUUCUAAUUAUCGAAAGACCCUUACCGUACGACUGAAACAAUUAACAUACCUGGAUGAUAGGCCAGUUUUUCCAAAGGACAGAGCCUGUGCAGAAGCCUGGGCCAAAGGAGGGAAUAAAGCUGAGAAAGAAGAAAGGGAAAAAUGGGAGAACAGAGAGAGAAGGAAGAUCCAAGACAGUAUUGAUGCUCUGGCAGCAAUCAGGCAAAAAGCAGAAGAGAAAAAAAGACAAAGAGAAAGGGAACAAAGUGUUGCACAUGAAAAGUGUGAAAACAUAGACAUAAAGUCAUUGGAAGGAAACUUUCUACCAUCAGGUGACAGGAUUGCAACUGACAGUACUUCAGGGAUAUCAAAUCCUUCUGAAGAAGCAGAAACUCAACGAAAGAUUGAGAAAUUUGUAAAUGAAAGCAUGGAAGUCCACAAUGAAUUUACAUCUGCAAUCUCCAACAGUGAAUAUCAGUCUAAUAUCUCAAAUUGUAAGAUUGUAAUUAAAGUUCAGGAGGAUGAGCGAGAAUCAGAUUCUCACAAGUGCCCAAAUUUUACCACUAAAGGCGAAGAAAUACUUCCAGGGAAGAUGGCUACUGAAAGUGCCCUAGUAACUGAACUGAAUGAAUCUGCAGAUGUAGAACAAAUUAAACUGGAAGUUCCAGAGAAGUUUUACAUUGAUGAACUGCCUGAUUUAGAAGAUGUAGGUGCUAGUGAAUUCUCUCAAGAAGAGGAAAUCUCAACCAGAAAGCAAACAUAUCAUCCAAAGAUUGAAAUAAUUUCUGAAGUAACUAAUGAUGAGGAGUCUUUAUCAGAGGAAUAUGGUAAAACCACAUUUGAGAAUUUAGUAACAGAAGAGAUCCCAACAGCCAUCUUUUCAAAUAUAUACAAAGUACCUGAAGACAGUCAAAAGAAAACCUUAAGUCCCCUUGUGGAAGCCUUAUUAGCAGAGCCUUUGAAUACAGAGACAAACUUGGAGACCAAAAAUAACCAAGCCAGACCUCCAAAACCAUUGGUACUAGAGAUUAUUCCUGAAAAUGAGUGUGAUAUGCCAGUGUCAUCAGCCUGCAAUAAAGUGGAUAAUGGUAAUGAUCCAGUCCCAUGGGAAGAGGUCAGUGGGGACAAUCACAUUGCACCCUUUUGUUCUGGGACUAGUGUUGACGACAAAACUGAUCAGUGCCUAGCUGAGAAUGGAACGAUUGCUCAUAAACCACAAGACGGCAACAACCAGAUUGAAUAUGGAUUAGAUUAGCAAUGGAUAAAAUGGACUGAAUUUGGAAUAAGUCACUGAGGCUGAUUUAUGAAACUUCCAAAAUACCCAGUUUAGCAAUUAUUCAGUUAAUCAAACACCAGAGACAACACUUUUGGUAACCUUAUUCAGAACUACUGCCUUAAUAAAAGGCCUAUUGCCCCAUUACCCACUCUCAGCCAGCAAAACAGCUUAGCCCUCAGAAACACUAUGCUAAAAGGCAGUACUGUUGUGAACAUCAGAGAAAUUUGUGCCAAAUAUGUUACUGUGCAGAAAGGAAGUGCUAAUAUCUAGCAAAUCCACAGAUGAAAAGUGCCUUAUGGGCUGAUUUUCAAGAUACUGAGCUCCCUCAAGAGUUAGUAACAAUUAUGAGUGCUCAGUACCUUUGAAAACCAGGUACCUGAUAUUUAAAAUUUGAAUGCAGGCUUUUUUUUCAGAGUUCUCUUUAUUUCUCACAUUUUGACAAAAAACCCCAAAACAUAUUUCUAUCCUAGAAUGCUGUUUAUUUACUUAGUUUUAACCCAGAGCUCAUUGUUGUUUCUUGUUUGGUUAAAUAAAGAUUCUGUUAGGAAUAUGGUGUAUUGUUAACUUGUAUUACAGUCCCACGUGUAUAUUUUAGCAGAUAUGUGUCAGAUAAAUGCUCAGUGAAACCCAAGCUAACCGACUUAGUAAGAUACAAAUAUUCAUACACAAGUGCAUAUGCAAAUUAUGGACACACAUUUUUGUACAUUCAGCUAGGUCCACUUAUUUCUAAACUACUCCAAGACUAUAAUGAUGCUGAGUCAUCUGCAGUUCCAGUAUAAAUUAAUAUCCACCCCCGCAUCACACAGGA